AUGGGUGAAUGCAGAUGCAGACCCGGGGUUGGGGGUUUGAAGUGUGACCACUGUGUGGCCACUUUCUGGGGCAUUCAUCUCAUCGCCAAAGGGGCACUUGGCUGCAGACCUUGCGGUUGCUCAGUGUUUGGAUCGUCGCGUUUGGACUGUGAGCAGUCGACCGGGCGAUGUCAGUGUAAAAAAGGAUCAUUCGGAUUGAAAUGUGACACAUGCAAUGCUGAUUCGAUUAUCACCGCUAUCGGUUGUGUCAAAAAAGAUGAAUAUAAAGCUCCUAAGAGUUGUUCUGAGACACAGUGUCAUCAUGGUGCAAAAUGUGUAAUGGACCGAAGUGGCAUGCCCGAUUGUAAAUGUCCCGUUGACAAGUGUCCAUUCGAGAAUAUCGGUUCUGUGGUCAAUAUGACCGUUUGUGCUUCGAACGGUGUCACUUAUGAUAACUUUUGCGAACUGAAUCAAUUUGCAUGUACACAUCAGCUUGAUUUGGUGGCUGUGUCACUCGGAUUCUGCAAUAAUGGUCAAAUUCGUGAAUGUUUUUUGUUGUUGAAUUCAUGA
Messenger RNA from Anisakis simplex (herring worm), 549 nucleotides. The record is from the annotation of a GenBank genome assembly. NCBI's taxonomy places the organism in Eukaryota, Metazoa, Nematoda, Chromadorea, Rhabditida, Anisakidae.